AAGAAAUUAGAGAUGAAUUUACACAUCAAAUUACAAAUAAUAAAGUUAUUACUAUAUUAAAAAGCCGGGGAUUUUUUGAUGAUAUGCAAUAUCUAACAGAAAUACUUGUACCAAUUAAAUCUGGAAUUCUUGAACAGACUGAAAGUAAUGAGUUAAACAUUAAUGAUAUAUAUACAUUAGUUAAUUCUAUGUUCGAUGAUUUCGAAGAAGAUAACGAUUCUCAAGAUGAAGAAAUCGAUCAACUUUCU
Messenger RNA from Dentiscutata erythropus, 248 nucleotides. The record is from the annotation of a GenBank genome assembly. NCBI's taxonomy places the organism in Eukaryota, Fungi, Glomeromycota, Glomeromycetes, Diversisporales, Gigasporaceae.